This is a messenger RNA of Gadus chalcogrammus (walleye pollock), 1627 nucleotides long. RefSeq lists its product as uncharacterized. The record is from RefSeq and is a predicted model, not a curated record. The transcript is spliced from 6 exons. Lineage: Eukaryota; Metazoa; Chordata; Actinopteri; Gadiformes; Gadidae. The coding region runs from base 845 to 1627 and encodes 260 amino acids.
UCGGCUAAUUAUAUGUUAUACAUUCACACGCUGUCUUUUGUUGGCAAUGGUUGGCAUGAAUGACAUCGUCAAUCCCCAAGUAUAAGGUUUCCCUUUAGUCUGCAUGUUAACACGUGGGGGACGCAUGAGCAUAGCGACAUCGUCCUCGCAUUGGCCAUUUUUGGUCUCAAACAUGCUGUUGAUUACUUUGACUAAUGCGGCUAUACUCCGCCGUAAAUAAUGUGAAGUGUUGAUGAUUAUACUUUACCUAAACAAUUCUGCCUGGUUUUAAAGGCUGGCUCUGCACGAUUUUCUGUCUAAUGUAUAGCUUGUUUUGACAGUAUUUUGUUUUUAUUCACAGUUAACGAGUGAGUUGUUUCCAGCUGCUUUGCUCACAACGGGCAUAUGGACGGCAAUAUGGAUAAGUUAGACCGUAUGGCCAAAGACAUCUUAACAGCUGCCAAUGUCGAUAUGGAGGCACUGAAGAUGCUUUCGAGAGAAGAGCUUCGCGACCUCUUCCCAGGGCCUGACCAUUUUUUGCGAAGAAAAUCUAUAUGGGAUCUGUGUCACCCUGUGGAGAAGGCCUCAUGCAGCUCUUCUGCUGCCUCCAUUGAGGUCAGCAACGGAACAGAGUGUGCGGCCACUGGAACCAGUAGUGGGGGAAGUGACAGCAAAGAGGAGGAGAAGAGUUGGGGGACUACAUACAGAACACUUACACUGCCAAGCCCCCAAUACGUGAUAUACACUGAUAGUGAAUUGGAGAAUGUGAAAUCUUACUUUUUUCAAUUGAAAAGACUUGGUAGAGCAGGAGAGUGAGCUGUCCAAAGAGCUAACAUGUAGACUGAUCCGGAAUACAAUUACCAACAUGGUGUCAGCGGUGAGGGCAUUGCACUGUGAAGAGAAGCAGUAUCCAUCGAAGGAGGACCUCGUAGCCAUGGCCAAACGCCUGGUGAUCUACUAUCCCAUGCUCUCUGAUAAGCUCGACAUACAGCGUCCAUGGAUUGAAGUCUACAAACGACUGCAAAAGAGAAUCCACAAUGUUCGAUCACCGAAGAAAAGCCAGGGUGGCACUCCUGCAAGGGGGGAGAGAAAACGAAAACUGAAAUAUACGGAUGCCGAUGACACUGAUGAUUCCACCACAUCUACCAUUCUCUAUACGGCAAGCCCCAGCAGCACCCCUAGCACCCCUGAGGUCCACACUCCGCCCUCCACUCUCCCUGAGGUCCACACCCCAUCAACAAGCACUCCAGUGAAAUAUGCAGCUGUUGGACACGACAGUAGGAUGUCUCAGGCUAGGCACUACAGACAUCUCCAAGAGAUGUGCCGGAAGAAUAAGCAAAACCAAGACGAUGUCUCACAGCUCCUUGAACUUGAAUUUGAGGGAAGAAGGCAGUUCAUCGAUUCGGAGACCCUCAAGGAAGCCGACAGACCUGGCAAAAUCCUUGAGGCCUACUCGUGCUUCAAGAACAUAGACCAUGUUCUUGAGGAGCUGAGACGAAUAGUGGCGAAGGACAACGUGCAUUAUGUGAAAGAGCUGAAGGAGCGCUGGGCAGACUACAGAACCAAACUCUCCUUUUAUGGUGUCUAUAAGAAGGUCCUGAAGCCACCGAUGGGACUACCUGCUGGUAAGGUUUUGCAAUCCUUCUGA